Cladocopium goreaui is the source of this 846-nucleotide messenger RNA. NCBI's taxonomy places the organism in Eukaryota, Dinophyceae, Suessiales, Symbiodiniaceae. The record is from the annotation of a GenBank genome assembly.
AUGCUCUACGGCAAAGUCAAGAGUCUCAGCAGGGGAUGCAGCUGCGAGCCAAUGAUUUGGAGAAGCAGCUCAGUGAGGCCAACCAGCGAAUCGUUGAGCAUUGCAAAGCAGAACUUGCGGCAUCGAAUUAGCUUGAGGGACUUGCACACAAGCUGGUGUGUAGCUGCUCUUGCGGAGGAAGAGAUGCGGUUGGGCGCAGCUCAACAAGAGACCAUCAAGGCUUGCUCAGAGGCACUCGCGGCAAAUGCUGCGGCUGUAUCUUCUGAAGGCCGGCAUGGAAAGAGACGCAAGGCUGCUUAUUCAGCAACGCAGGAAAGUGUGCUCAAACUGAAAGCAGAACUGAUGAGUGGUGAGUACUCCUCUCAACGUCUGGUUGAACUGACCUGUGAAGCUCUGUUGCGAGUGCACUGUCAGCGGGCCAAGGCGGCGGAUGAUCUAGGUGGUUUCAGACUUGAAGAAUUGGCCAAGCAGCUGCACGCAGCAGAGAGGGCUCUCCUACGUUCCCACAAGACAAAGCCUGUCAUGCCACUCCUCAGUUCAGUGGCUGUGGUUUGCCUCGUCGCGUCUGGUGGGGCACGACGGAGCCGGGCACGCCUUGAGGAGCUGCACAAGGGUGUCAAGGCCGUGAGCCAACAGCUCGCUGACUUGCAUGAAACUCAGUGCUCCGGAUGUCUGCGUACAGAAAACCCAUUGUACUCAGUGCAAAGGCUCGAUAACCUCCUCGGCAACGACGGUCUCAUCACUGGACUUUGGUGUGUUUGCGAAGAAAGCGUGGAGGAUUGGCCGCGCUUUUCUCGAAAGGUAGCGGUGAGCUACCUGAGUUCCCCCUUGCGUAGCAAGUAUUAG